AUGGCAGACACCGACACCGAGCCGCUGGCCAACGGCACGGGCCCGCUGUCCACGGAGGAGGAGGACGAGAGACUGAAGCAGAGACCAGCUGACAUCGACGCUGAUGUCCGUGAGAUGGAGCGUCGCAAGCGCGUGGAGGCGCUGAUGUCCUCGAAGCUGUUCCGCGAGGAGCUGGAGCGCGUGCUGGACCAGCAGAUGCACGAGGGGAACGACGCGCCGCUGCUGCAGCGGAUCCGGGAGAUGGUCGGGGGACGGCUGCAUACUGGGAGCAUGAGGGGCCCCGCAUGCGUGCUCCCGAUCAACGACAUCCGUGGCAUCGAGGGCGUCGGUUACGAGAAGGGCGAGAAGAUCCUUCGCUGCAAGCUCGCCGCCGUCUACCGCCUGGUCGACCUCUUCGGUUGGACGCAGACCGGCAACCACGGCCAGAUAACGGCUCGUCUGAACACAGCAGUGGAGUCAGUGCUGACGACGCCCCGCGGCCUGCUGCCGCACGAGGUGACGGCCUCCUCGCUCGUCAAGGUAGACAUGCAGGGCGCCGUGCAGGACCAGGGCACCACCAACUUCCCCGUCAAUGUCGAUGGGUUCUCAGUGCACGCGUGUGUGCACGCGGCGCGGCCCGACGUGCGCUGCGUGCUGCACGUGCGCGCGCCCGCCGCGCUCGCCGUGUCCAGCACCAAGCGCGGCCUGCUGCCGCUGUGCCACGAGGCGGCCCUCCUCGGCGACGUGGCCUACCACUGCGUGCCGCCCGGCGUGCUGGACAACGCGGAGAAGGACAAGCUGGUGCGCGCGCUCGGGCCCAGCGCCAAGCUGCUGGUGCUGAGCGGCGCGGGCGCGCUGUGCUGCGGCGCCACGCUGGAGGAAGCCUUCCACCACGCCAGGAACCUGGCCGCCGCCUGCGAGGUGCAGCUCAGGCUCGCCUCUCUGCCGCUCGACGAGCUCACGCUCAUGGAUGAGGACACUCGUAGACAGAUAUACGAGGCAUCUCGCAAGCCUCCGUCGGACGCGAGCAAGUGGCGCGUGGGCGGCGAGGAGUUCGAGGCACUCAUGAGGAUGCUGGACAACGCCGGCUUCCGCACCGGAUACAUCUACAGACAUCCACUCAUCAAGAACGACGUCCCCCGUCCCAAGAACGACGUGGAGGUUCCCCCGGCGGUGUCCUCGCUGGGGUACUUGUUGGAGGAGGAGGAACUGUACAAGCAAGGAUUGUGGAAGAAAGGCCAAGGCAAGACGGGUGAGCGCACUCGCUGGUUGAACUCGCCCAACGUGUACCAGAAGGUGGAAGUACUGGAGACGGGCACUUCUGACCCGAAGAAGAUCACCAAGUGGGUGGAUGCUAACAACGACGAGUGGGUGCAGGACGGUUCCCCCGCGCACUCCAGCACUCCGGUCAAGAUCGACACGCUGCAAUUUGUCCCCAAGAACACCAACCCGAAGGAGUUCAAGGCGUUGCAGCAACAGAUUAAAGAAAACCGUCGCGCGGACAAGAUCAGCGCUGGACCCCAGUCGCAUAUACUGGAGGGGGUCACGUGGGACGAGGCCAGCAAGCUCAUCGGGGAAGACGCCGUCAAUACACACACCGGGGACCAUGUCCAAGUGUUGAUGGGCGCCGCGUCGAAGGGUAUCAUCCAGCGCGGCUACCAACACAACGCGGCCGUGUACAGCGCGCCGUACGCGAGGAACCCAUUCGACCACGUCACCGACACAGACAUCGACGAGUACAGACGCACUGUCGAGAGGAAGCAACGCUCUGAUUACGACACGGACCUGUCGGAGUCGGAGGCAAUCAGCGCGGCACAGAUCACGUCGCCCGCCAGCGCGCCCUCCGAGACUGAGGAGGAGUCGCGCGACGAACACCGCGUACUAAGAAUAGAGACGAAACAGGCGCCUGUACGCAGCCAACCAGAGGUCGUACUCAGCGAUGUGGACACGACCGAUUUCUUGGCUGCCGAGCGAGCUCACACCGAUCGGACGAAAGGAGAGCACACACUGAACGGGGACCAUUCUGACGCGCACCAGAGUACAUUCUCGCAUAGCAGUAAAGAGGGCUCCCCCUCAAAGGAGGUGUCGACCGAGGACUCUCCGAAGAAGGACAAGAAGAAGAAGAAGGGGCUCCGGACGCCUUCCUUCCUCAAGAAGAAGAAAGAGAAGAAGAAGUCCACCACGCCACAACCCGCCUAG
Spodoptera littoralis (African cotton leafworm) is the source of this 2178-nucleotide messenger RNA. Lineage: Eukaryota; Metazoa; Arthropoda; Insecta; Lepidoptera; Noctuidae. The record is from the annotation of a GenBank genome assembly.